AUGACUUUUCAAAUGAACAUGGGAGCAACGAUGGCUGCCGCCAUCAUCUUACUGCUCCCUCAUGCGUCAAGCCACAAGUACCCCGCGUACUGCGCCAAGGACAUGAGCUUGAGCGCAAUCCAGCCGCUGGAGCGUUCUCUGGCGUCGUCCGUGGAGCUUGUGCAAGUGCAAAUUGUAGUUCGACAUGGCGCGCGCGCGCCAUGCUUCCCCGACGUGUGUUGGAAAGAUUACAAUGAAGAAUGGAAUUGCAAUAUGCGAGAGCUGUCGCGACCAGUCCUCUCAGAUUUCGAUGGCUCUCACGACAAGUCGACUUACAACCUCGAGUUUGCCAAAGUGUUCACAGGUGGCCGCAACAUUCGCCGCGGCAACUGCAGCGUCGGCCAACUCAUUGAUGAAGGAUUCCACCAAGAACUUCAAAAUGCCAAGCAUUUCCGCGACGCUUACGUCACGGCAGAGCGUGGACUGUUCGCGCCGAACGAAGCUGUCGAUGUGACCGACGCCACUGAUGUGCGCUUUGAAAGUAGCGACGUACCGCGGACGCUGCAGUCGGGACAGACCAUCGUGCAAGGGAUGUUUCCAACGGUGGCAUACCCCAAGCAACCCGUACCAUGGCACACCCAAGACAAAGCUGUCUCGAUCAUCUUCCCCAACGAAGCCAACUGUCCCGCGCUGGCGUCUGUGGCCGCAGACUGGUUGUCGAGCUCCGAACUCCAUGAAUGGCGCAUGGAGCCGCCAAACGUUGACCUCGACUGGGCGCUGGAAGAAGCGCUGGCAUCGUACAGCUCCAACAGCUUGUUCGACUGCCUGAUGACGUCCAAGUGCACGAACCGGCCACUUCCUCUCUCGGACGAACUUUUCCAUCUCGCUGCCAAGCGUGAAGAAGCGGUCGCGAUCAUGCAAUACGUUUUCCGGGACAGCAUCUAUUCCAAGAUCGCCAUGAAGGAAUUUCUCCAGGCUGUCAUGUCUCGAUUCGUCGCAGCGACCAUUCCCAACCAGCGGCAUCUGCGACUCGCCCUCUAUGCUGCCCAUGACUCGUCGCUCAUGGCCCUCCUUGCCGCGCUUGGAGGCACAGCGUGGCUCACAGAGUGGGUGCCGUACGCCAGCCACUUGAUCUUUGAACUUUACCAGUCCAAAUCAUCACCCGAUGCAGCCCAUCGGUUUUUCGUGCGCGUGUUGUAUCAAGGUCAGCCCGUCUUGCUCGGCCGAUGUACCAACGAGCUAUGUCCGGUGGGGGAGCUCGUCGCCCUCGUCGACGAAAUGCCGUCCUGCGACGUGCCGACGACGUCCAACCAUAGCGUCCCAGCAGUCAAACAUGUCCCGAUGAUGCUGAUGCUGGUGUCUGGCCUUGCGGUGGGCGGCGGCAUUGGCUUCAUUGUGGCGCGGCGCGCAUUGGGCUCGCUCGGUUAUACGUAUCAGCGCUUGGAUUAAGGAGUGGAAGCGCUUGACCAUGUACUGGGCAUGUUUCGAUAACACAUUAAUGGAUUGUGCCGCUGCUAAACAGGUAUCUCCAUGCAACUUAAUCGCCGCGGGGGCCAAAGAAAAUGUAGCGGCGCCAGCCAGUCUUCUCGAUGUCCACGCCGUUCUCCGUCAGCUUCUGGAACGCCUUGGCAAAGUCUUUGUGCCACAGGUCUUCGUCCUUGGCGUACAGCUCGACGUACUUUUUGAACUCUGGAUCCCAGAUGAACGCCAUGUCCGCCGGCAGCAUCAUGAGUUCGCCCGUCGGGUCCGUGUACUGCUCAGGGCCUUUCCACUUCUUGAGCGUCCACUUAUUCUCGAGCAGCUCACGGAAGUAUUCGUUCGAGAACGUCCACUCUGCGCGGGUCCACGGCCCGCUAAACCCACUGCGCGAUGGGUAGCACCGGCCGACGGCGUGCGCGCCGACGAGCGCGACGAUUUCCCGGUCGUUGAAUCCCAUGCGGUAAAAGAUUUCCCGGAUGUGGUUGAUCGUGUUGGGUUUGGAGCCCUUGUCAGCGUCCGGCAAGCGCCCGUCCGGCGUGCAUUCCGCACCGCUCGCGGCGUCUUUUCGACCCAAGUGGAACUUGACUUCGGGGCCACCCAUUUCCGAGAUGGCAACGACUCCCGCCAACACGUACAAGUCGGCGUACGAAAUGCCCGGGAAACGCUGCUUGAUGGGCUCGAGUUGCGCAAUCGCAGUGUCCAAUCCAGCAUUCGCGCCAUGGUUGAUCUCAGGGUCAUGGCGAAUGGUGCCGCCGUUGGAGCCGCCGCUGUUGUCCUUCUUGCUGUACGUGCCGGACGAGUGCCAGGCGAGUCGGACGAAAGUCGGUCCAAGGUACGCGUCCUUUUCGAUGAGCGACGCGAUUUCGGCACGAACCUUAGCUACGUCAACCGUUUGCUCCUUCGCAUGGAGGAGAGUCAGCGAGGCACCGGCAGACAGGAACGCUGCCGCAGACAAGGCCGUGGCAUUCACGGCCUUGGACGAAGUCGACGGCGACGACGCCGUCACAAUCUUGCGCGACAGAGCACGAGGGGCUGUCGCGCGGGCGAUCGUAGACGCAGCGCCGAGCCGGGACGCGCGGGAAGCCACCUGACGGAACAUCGCAGGGCGGUGCUGGCAAUUGCGAGAGUGACGAGGGCCUCACAACGAAGGCACAAAAUCCAUGUCAAAAGUGCCCAACUUCAACGACUGCUAUCCGGAUAUCAUAUCCGAAUCACACUUUGUCUGCUGAAUGGCCGCAUCCAAGGUCGGUC
Messenger RNA from Aphanomyces invadans, 2709 nucleotides. RefSeq lists its product as hypothetical. Gene Ontology annotation, molecular function: phosphatase activity. Lineage: Eukaryota; Oomycota; Saprolegniomycetes; Saprolegniales; Verrucalvaceae. Gene Ontology annotation, biological process: dephosphorylation. Bases 1 to 1428 code for a protein of 475 amino acids. The transcript is spliced from 9 exons. The record is from RefSeq and is a predicted model, not a curated record.